Penicillium samsonianum is the source of this 1395-nucleotide messenger RNA. RefSeq names its product FAD-binding oxidoreductase. Gene Ontology annotation, molecular function: flavin adenine dinucleotide binding. The transcript is spliced from 5 exons. The record is from RefSeq and is a predicted model, not a curated record. The coding region runs from base 1 to 1395 and encodes 464 amino acids. Lineage: Eukaryota; Fungi; Ascomycota; Eurotiomycetes; Eurotiales; Aspergillaceae.
AUGUAUGGCAUGAAUCCAAAAGCCAAAUUUAUCGAAGAGGCCAUAGAAAUGCUUGUUGAACAGCCAGGAGGCGGAAUGGUGGUCGUUUUCCAUCGCGAUAAGGUCUUCUACCUUGGCGGAUUAGUGUGCCAUCGAACGGCCUCUUUUCCAACCGGAUCUGUAUGCGUGAUGGAUGACGAUGACGAACUGGACCGUUUUGCCUCUUUCGUCGCAGGAUUUCUUGCAGAGGAUGUGGAAGCGGACAGGGCUAUCCGAGCCGAAUGGCGGAAGGUGUGCCGCACCUUAGCCCCCUUCACCAAAGAUGCGACGGCAUUAUCCGAGCUCACGAUGGAAGUCCCGUUAUUGAAUGGGAACAAGCGAGUCAAAAACCGUGAGGCUCGUCUCCGCCAUCCUGCCUCAAUUGUAAGGCCGACAGAUGUUCAACACGUCCAGCAGUGUGUUAAAUGGGCUUUGAAGCAUAGGCUAAGCCUAAGUGUUAUUGGCGGGGGUCACAGCGGCCACUGCCUAUGGUCUAAUGUCGUUGCAGUUGACAUGGGAGCCUUUGACCAAGUACACAUUCUCACGGCCGGAAGUGAUGGAAAAGGAUGGCGUUCCAGUUCCGAUUACCUGGUCAUCGCCGAAACCGGCUAUACGACGGAGGAUAUCAUCCGCAAAACAAUGGCGGCGGGCAUAACAGUGCCCUUAGGCGCUCGCCCAAGUGUAGGCGCCGGGCUGUGGCUACAAGGUGGCAUCGGACAUCUAGCUAGACUUCAUGGGCUUGCGUGCGACGCCAUCGUGGUCAGCGUUACUUUCAAGGAAUUCGUGGCUCCAACUUACUCAAUUCGAAAUUGGGUUAUUCCGCUGAGUGACGGGCGCGAAGCAAGCCUCAAGAUUUACAAUUUUGACAGACUCGUGGCCAGGAAUCUACCCCGAGGACUUUCUGCAGACGCGUAUCUAUACUGGGAUAUCGAUCAGCUGCAUCUUGGCAUCACCAGGUUCGAAUCUUCCGCAACUAGGUCCACCUCUGAAAUACCCACAUACACAGCCGUACGCACAGUUUUGGGACCGGAAGACGAUUAUAGUAUGGUGGACAGUGCCGGUUUGUUUGAGACCGAAAUGUAUAUCUCCAGAAUGCACGGAGGACACGGUGGAAGCAAGACGUCUUCGUUCAAGCGAUUAGUGCGACCCUACGUCCUCCACAUUCACAACAUGACACAGAUCUCGAGACGCAAGACCAAGAUGUCUGGUAAUAAGCGACUUAAUCAGCUCUCGGUUUCGGUACAGUCGACGGCCUUCACAAAUGUAUUGCGCGACAUCAAUCUUCAGGUUACUGUUUGCUAUAGUGGCAGAAACCUCUUCGGUUACCUGUCCAAUAUCGCUGAGCUUCAUCAUUACAACUUUGAAAAGCCGCUCUGA